Molecule: messenger RNA, 2090 nt
Organism: Cottoperca gobio
Lineage: Eukaryota; Metazoa; Chordata; Actinopteri; Perciformes; Bovichtidae
Gene: siah1
Product: siah E3 ubiquitin protein ligase 1
Exons: 6
Coding region: 224-1153 (309 amino acids)
Biological process (GO): proteasome-mediated ubiquitin-dependent protein catabolic process; multicellular organism development
Cellular component (GO): cytoplasm
Molecular function (GO): ubiquitin protein ligase activity; zinc ion binding; ubiquitin conjugating enzyme binding
Source: RefSeq, a predicted model, not a curated record
UGGUACUUAACGCCUGGCGUCUCGUCUCUGUUACAGGAGCUGUGCGAAUGUGUACACCGAGCUAACGAAUGAAAAACGAUAGAGAGGGACCCUGUGUCUAUCACCUCGCCAUACAGUCACCCAUUAAUCUGCAGUGAACUAAAGGAUAUCUCGUCCGAGGUCUCUGCUCAAGUUGAGGCGGGAUGGAUAUAUGCAGGAAAUUACGUUGAGGUCAUCAAAUUGAAUGAAAUCAAAAGAAAGACGAGAGGUCCCCACAUUUCAAGAGAAGAGGACAGCCUUAUUUGGAAAUCUUAUGGACGAAGAAAUGAGUCGCCAGACUGCCACCGCGCUGCCCACUGGAACGUCCAAGUGCCCCCCCUCCCAGCGCGUGCCCACCCUGUCGGGCACCACUGCCUCCAACAGUGACCUGGCCAGCCUGUUCGAGUGCCCGGUCUGCUUCGACUAUGUUCUACCCCCCAUCCUGCAGUGCCAGUCCGGACACCUGGUAUGCUCCAACUGCCGGCCCAAGCUCACCUGCUGCCCCACCUGCCGAGGCCCCCUGGGCUCAAUCAGGAACCUGGCCAUGGAGAAGGUGGCCAACUCUGUCCUCUUCCCCUGCAAGUACGCCUCAUCGGGCUGCGAAGUCACCCUGCCCCACACCGACAAGACGGAGCACGAAGAGCUGUGCGAGUUUCGGCCGUACUCCUGCCCCUGCCCCGGCGCCUCCUGCAAGUGGCAGGGCUCCUUGGACGCUGUCAUGCCUCAUCUGAUGCACCAGCACAAGUCCAUCACCACGCUGCAGGGGGAGGACAUUGUGUUCCUGGCCACAGACAUCAACCUGCCGGGCGCGGUGGACUGGGUGAUGAUGCAGUCCUGCUUCGGCUUCCACUUCAUGCUGGUGCUGGAGAAGCAGGAGAAGUACGACGGCCACCAGCAGUUCUUCGCCAUUGUGCAGCUCAUCGGGACUCGCAAGCAGGCGGAGAACUUUGCCUAUCGGCUGGAGCUCAACGGGCACCGGCGCCGCCUGACCUGGGAGGCCACGCCGCGCUCCAUCCAUGAGGGCAUCGCCACGGCCAUCAUGAACAGCGACUGCCUGGUGUUCGACACGUCCAUCGCACAGCUGUUCGCCGAGAACGGCAACCUGGGGAUCAACGUCACCAUCUCCAUGUGCUAAGAAACUUUCAAGAUAAGAGGUUCAAAAAGUUACAGAUUGUCCGGGGGGGGGGGGCAUUUAUUAGGGGGUCAGAUCCGUUGUGACCUGGCAGCGCCUCCCCUCCCCCCCUUCUCUGCCGCACCCCUUGAGACGUGAAACUGGACUGUCUGAUCAGGCAGCCGUGGAGGCCCAAGGGGUGGGGAUGGAUGGAUGGAUGAAUGGAUGGAUGGAUGGAUGGAUGGAUGGAUGGAUGGAGGAAUGCAUAAACACAAGGACAUAACUGUGUAGUGAUGGCUAUAGACUUCUAAACACACACACGCACAUAAACGUAUAUAUGUGAGACGCAUGCACGCACAUGCAGUCCUGCCCUCUCUUGGUCACAAAACAAGGACACAAACUGAUGAGCUGUUCGGUCAAACUCGUCAAGUGAUUUCCCACCACUCUUUCUUUAGUGUCCGUCUGUCUUCUCUACCCCUCCGUCAUCCUCAGACAUUUCAGACACUACAGCUCUCCGACCUUCACUCCGAGACGCCCCCGACUGUGCCCUGGCGGCUACACACUGAGGAAGGCUCAAGCUAUAUUUCAACGCCUGGAUUGAGCGCUCCACAACCGUGUCUGGGUUCCUCCACAGUGACUGUCUUCAUGUAAUAGCAAGCUCACACUGGAACCCAGAGCCCAGGAAGUUCCUUAUCGCAGAUUUGGGUAAUUUUCUCCACCUGUGUCUGGACGGCUGGAGCACCCGUAACCAUAGCCACCCAGUUAUGUCCAGGACUGCAGUCGGUCUACAGAACAUCCGUACAAGGCUCAUCUGGUCCACACAAGGCUAAAGAUUGUGCAUCGGACGCUCUUUAAAUAGUAGACUGUCGUUGUUGAUAGUUGUUAGAACAGACUCUGCUCUCAUACUGUAUGGAUUUAGGAAAGCCCUCAGCUACACCACCCCUGGAUAAAAAAGAAAAAA